Messenger RNA from Priceomyces carsonii, 258 nucleotides. RefSeq lists its product as uncharacterized. NCBI's taxonomy places the organism in Eukaryota, Fungi, Ascomycota, Pichiomycetes, Serinales, Debaryomycetaceae. The transcript is spliced from 2 exons. Gene Ontology annotation, cellular component: mitochondrion. The record is from RefSeq and is a predicted model, not a curated record. The coding region runs from base 1 to 258 and encodes 85 amino acids.
AUGACUGUGACAGAAUUUCCACCGCUUCUAGUCAGCGAAGAAGAUUUACAAAAAUAUAAAGUUCCAUUGCGUUGGAGAGAUAGAUGUGCUGCUUACUUUGCCCUCUACCAAACAUGUUUGAUUAGGCAAUCGGCUAACUCAUCUGUAGAUUGCAAGCACGAUAAGCACUCUUGGGAGGAGUGUGAAAAUUUGGAUUUAAUAAGAAGACAAACGGAAUUGAAAGAGGCCAAAGAAAAAAGAAAGGCAGAGUUGAAUUAA